Corythoichthys intestinalis (scribbled pipefish) is the source of this 1736-nucleotide messenger RNA. Its product is annotated as immunoglobulin lambda-1 light chain-like. NCBI's taxonomy places the organism in Eukaryota, Metazoa, Chordata, Actinopteri, Syngnathiformes, Syngnathidae. The coding region runs from base 8 to 745 and encodes 245 amino acids. The record is from RefSeq and is a predicted model, not a curated record. The transcript is spliced from 4 exons.
CGACACCAUGCUGGGGAUUCUAAGCCUUCUCAUCGCCGCGCUUACCCGUGUUGACGCGGCCAAGGUGCUGACCCAGACGCCGGCGGUUCUGACCGUUCCUGUAGGACGAGAGGUGGUUCUCAAUUGCAACAUUCAGAGGGAUGAUCGCCAUAGAGUCGUCUUUUAUAGACAGUUUCCUGGAGAAGCUCCUCAGUUCAUUCUGGAGCAUUACUAUUCAAGGUCACCUAGCUAUGGAUCAGAUUUCUCCUCUAGUCAGUUCAAUGCCAAUGCGUCCUCCAAAGUGGAUUACCAGUUCAUCAUUAAACAGGCAAAGGCAGAAGAUUCUGCUGAGUAUUAUUGUAACACGUGGGAUCGCUCUGUUAAUGAAGAAGUAUCACAUGUCAUCACUGUGGUAUUCGGCGGAGGAACUAAGCUGCUUGUGACAAGCUCUGACGUGAGUCCACCCGUGGUGACUGUCUUCCCUCCGUCCAAUGAUGAGCUCCAGUCCAAAGAGGCCACUCUAGUCUGCGUGGCCACUCAGUCCAUCCCGUCCGCUGAUGUUACUUGGAUGGCUCGCGGCCGUCCGGCGUCGGACGCCGUCGCCACCGGUCCUGCCACACGAGAAACGAACGGCAACUACAAAAUCAGCAGCUAUCUCACCGUGCAGACGUCCGAAUGGAACGCGGACGUACCUUACACUUGUAAGGUGUCUUUGGGCUCCCAGUCAGCUGAACAGACCAUCAGCAAGUCCAAUUGUGCAAUUUAGCAAGCCCAAAAUAAUGUGUAUGCAUGUUCUUAGCUAGUCUGCUUUAGUUUUCUAUAACGACUCAAUAUUCUUCAAUAAAAAAUAUGUCAUUGAUUUUGGACUGAGUAUGUUCAGAUUUUAACUCAUUUUCUUCAAAGACUUUACAAAUAUGUAAAAUGAAGCAUGAUUAUUUGGUUAAAAAUACAGUUUUGUGUAUGCUUAGUUCCCUAAAAUGAAGCAACAAACCAAAUUUAAAAUGAUGACUUGUGAUGUGACAAUAUUUUGAAAAGUGUACCGCUAAAGGUUAUCGAUAUGCUCCUACCAUGAAUCAGUAUAUCGUUUUGAAAAGGUGUCACUGUUUCAUAAAAGUAAAAGGAACCAACAGGUUUCUACCAACGUCUUCUGUUAGAAUUGCGUCUACGUUAGCUCAUUAGUCGCUAUUGACGGCGCUAGACAUUCCAUUCGUUUGGACUGGAUUUGACGUCAAGCGUCGUCAAUUGAACUGAAACCAGAGCAUGUCUUGUGGGUAUUCACAGGUCACUUCCUGUUCAUUUUAAAAUAUUUACAGGUGACUCCAUGUUGAUUUUGAGUCACUUCAAAGUCAUUGGUAGACACUCUUGAGUCACUUCAUUUUCAGUAAACCCAAAAUUAAUUAGAAGUGACCCGUAAACACCCCAGAAGGUAAAGAGUGACCGAAAAACAACAGAAAAGACGUGACAUGCCCCAAAAUGAACUCAUUGCCUGGCAUUGGCUGCAAGUGACGGUCACAGACGUCCAAUCCGUUUGAAGUGGAAGGGAUGGCAGCGAAUGACCGAAUCGAACGUCUACUAGUGAUAAGCUUUUUUAAAUUCAUGCAAUAUUAUUUGUUAAUUAAUGUUGACAACAUUGAACAUUUUCUUACUUUUUAGUCCUUUUUCAUUCAUCUUUUAUUCAUGAAAUCUUCACUUUCACAUAAUUCGCUGAAACAGCAAAGCCUGAACACGACUAGAAAUUUGUAGUCCUAAAAUAAAAA